AUGGUUCUGCACAACCCCAACAACUGGCACUGGGUGAACAAGGACGCCUCGGGCUGGGCCAAAGAUUACCUUAAGGAGAAGCUCGUUGUCGUCUCCGCAGAGGACAAUGGCGCCUCCGCCAAGAUUUCCAACCUGCUGUCGAUGGAUGGCGAUGUAGACGUCAGCCAGCGGAAGGGCAAGGUCAUCACCUUGUUCGACGUCAAAGUACAGCUGGAGUAUGAAGGUAAGACCAAGGACGAGGAGUCCGUUAGUGGUACCAUCACCAUUCCUGAGGUAGCCCAUGAUACCGAGGAAGAUGAGUACGUCUUUGAAAUCGAGAACUACUCCGAUUCCCCCUCCAAGCAGGCCGUGAAGGACCUAGUUCGCUCCAAGCUCGUCCCCCAGCUCCGCAAGGAACUCGCCACGCUUGCUCCGGCUCUGAUCACUGAGCACGGCAAGGACCUCCAGCAUGCCCCUGGUGUCAACCCUUCCAGCGGCUUUGCUGCGCCCAAGUACCACCCCCAGGUCAAGAAGGAGGCCGCUGCCCCCGUCACCACUACCACCACCACUAGCAACAAGGUCUCGGUCAACACCACCACUGUGACUGCCUCGGACGAGUUCCGCACCACCGCCGAGGAGCUGUACAACACUUUCACCGACCCUCAACGCAUUGCCGCGUUCACCCGCGGUGCUCCCCGCCAGUUCGAGGGCGCCCACGUCGGCGGCAAGUUCGCCAUCUUCGACGGCAAUGUCAGCGGCGAGUACGUCAAGCUCGAGCCCACCGAGAUCACACAGAAGUGGCGCCUGGCCCAAUGGCCCGAGGGUCACUUCAGUACGCUCGACAUCAAGCUCGACCAGAACGAUGUCGACGGUGUGACCCAGAUGCGCGUGACCUGGACCGGCGUCCCCGUCGGCCAGGAGGACGUGACCAAGCAGAACUGGGACGUGUACUACGUCCGCAGUAUCAAGCAGACUUUCGGGUUUGGCACUAUUCUCUGA
This is a messenger RNA of Aspergillus fijiensis CBS 313.89, 978 nucleotides long. RefSeq names its product AHA1 family protein. The coding region runs from base 1 to 978 and encodes 325 amino acids. The record is from RefSeq and is a predicted model, not a curated record. The transcript has 4 exons. Gene Ontology annotation, cellular component: cytosol. Lineage: Eukaryota; Fungi; Ascomycota; Eurotiomycetes; Eurotiales; Aspergillaceae. Gene Ontology annotation, biological process: positive regulation of ATP-dependent activity; protein folding. Gene Ontology annotation, molecular function: ATPase activator activity; protein-folding chaperone binding.